Harpegnathos saltator (Jerdon's jumping ant) is the source of this 7412-nucleotide messenger RNA. RefSeq names its product smallish (gene smash). The coding region runs from base 550 to 6093 and encodes 1847 amino acids. The transcript is spliced from 16 exons. Gene Ontology annotation, cellular component: stress fiber. NCBI's taxonomy places the organism in Eukaryota, Metazoa, Arthropoda, Insecta, Hymenoptera, Formicidae. The record is from RefSeq and is a predicted model, not a curated record. Gene Ontology annotation, biological process: regulation of focal adhesion assembly; positive regulation of stress fiber assembly. Gene Ontology annotation, molecular function: myosin II head/neck binding.
AAACAACCCGCCCAGUCAGUCCCUCACGGUAAACCGGCUCGUUCGGUUCUUUCGCGUCGUUCGUUCUCGCCGCGCGCGCGCGCGCGUCCCUCUCUCUCCCUCUUCGCCUCUGGCCUAGCCUCGUCACGGAGCGCUUCUGAUCCUCGCGCCUCGGAUUCCGAAGCCAACAACGGCCGGCGCGCGCCGCGCUCUCGGCAGUAGUAGUAGUAGUGAUCUUCUUCGAGUGGCGGCGAGAGAUCGUGCGAGCGGCCGUGCGCGUACGGCGAUUCAGUGCGAUCGAUAAGUUGGUUUGACAAGCGCACGAGACCGGGCCCGCCGCGCCGCCGUGAGCCGCCAUACAGCUGCCGUCUCUCUCCUGCGCUCGCCGCAUUUUCGUCUCUCGGAUUCUCUCCCGGUGCCCCUGCCUUGUGUGGAUAUUACUCGACGCAGGAUAACAUAUCUCGCAAGAACAAGACAUAGGAUGGGCCGAGCCGCGCAAGGAGGUGUCGUCCAACACUGAAAAGGAGGAGCGUCUCGAAAAACAGCGGGAGAAGCAGGAAAGCGCGAAGGAUGCCCGCUUCGCAAGCCGCCGCAACCGAGCGGCGAAGCGACAGGAUGCAGCUGACGCACGAACCGCCAAAAUUGAAAACCACCUUGAAAACACCCCCUAAGCAAGCGACCAAUCCUUUGCAAUUCGUCAAAGUCGGGCCAUGUUCGCUGUACCGGACCGCUCAGGAGCAGCUUCAGAAGGUUCAGGAGGUGAAGAAAAUCAAACAGGAGGUCCGCGAUGAUCCCGAAGAUUGGCAGUCGAAUUUAGACAACUGGAAGAGCAGCCGGAGGAAGCGGCAGGAGCACAUAAUCGAGCGAGUGGUGGAGGUGAAGAAACUCGAGCUGGAGGAACACGACCGCCAACGUCGUCGGAACAAGACCUUCUCGGAGAUGAUGGAGGAGCGCGGCAACAGAGGUCGCAAACUCAGCAUCAGUUUAGCCAUGUAUAACGACGAGGAUGCGAACGAUCUCAGCGACCUUGGAAUCGGCACCAGCAGCGGCAAGAGCUCAGUCAGCGGCGACACGCACGACGACACCCACAGCGUUCUGAGCGACAGGGACAGCGAGAUGGAAAAGAGCCACUCGGACGUGGACAACGUUACCGACGCGGCCUCAUCUACGAUGGCCAGCAGCGCAUCGCUGACGGCGACGGCGACGACAGUCGCGAGCACGUCAGCUGCGGCAACGACGAGUGCGCUGGCGGCGACGUCGUCGGCAGCGGCCGCGACAACGACGAACGAAAUAACGACGAUGAUGGCAACGACAACGACAACGACGGCAGCGGCAGCGGCAGCGGCGGCGGCGGCGGCGGCGGCGACGGUGGCGGUGUCAACAACGGCAACGGCGAUGCUGACGGUAAUCGCGCCGGCAACGACAGCCGCGACGUCCACGGCGGCGAUGUCCAGCGUGACGAGGAAAGCGUUCGCCGGUAGUUUCCACCAUCACAACCAAGAGUACGACUCCGCGACCACCGCGACUACAAGCUCGCCCGAGCCGGAAGAGUACACGUACGAGGGCGCCAUUCGCGGUUACGUGUCACGGGUGUCGCAAAAUAUCCCGAGGAGGUCCCUGAGCGGCAUCGACUCGAAGCUCGAGGCCGCUUCGAAGUCGUCGGUGAACGGCCCGAAGACGACGAGCCUGAACGACGACAGCAAGUCCCCGCUGUCGGUGGUAAAGGUGGACAUACUGAAGAGGCGCGAGGUGUUCGAGAAGGCGUCGCAGAAGAGCAACGACAGCAAGGCGAACAACAGGCUGUCCGGCGACUUCACCGGCACCAAGUCGAUCAAGGAACGGCUGUCGAGCCUCGAGAAGCAGAAGCAGAACGAGGCGGAGAACGGCGACAAAGGCAGCGGUAAGUCGACGCUCAACCGACUAUCCGGCGACAUGAGCUCGAUCCGGGAGAGGCUCACCCACCUGGAGAAGCAAGCUUCGGAGCGAGAGAGCAAGAGCUCCGUUCACCGCAAGCUCAGCACGGAGGAUUUGGAGACGGUGAGGCCUCUGAGGGAAAGGCUGUCCACCCUGGAGAAGUACAGCAGCAGCGACGAGUCGUCGGUGCCGACCACAACGAACGACAGCCGGCAUAACGGCGAGCUCACCGCCAGGACGAUCAAGGAUCGCCUCAGCGCUCUGGACGCCGCCCGGAGCAAGGACUCGACGGAGAAACGGCAAGCCGCCAGCAACAAGCACGCCGCGCUCUGCUUCCGAGACCAGGAGAACAGGAUCGACACGUCGACUCCCAGCGAGAGGAGCUCGUCGCCGGACUCGGAGUACCGCGUGCCUCGCGCCAUCUUCCACAGGAGCUUAGACUCCCUGGACGCUGACGCGUCCAGCGGACCCGACACCUUCGAGCGCGUGCAGAGCCUCGAGGAACUCGACUACAGCCGGCGGUAUCCCGCCUCGUCGUCGUCCGCCGAGCUCCUCAACGACACAGACCGCGAGGACUCGGGCAUCCACACCGCGGACGUCAGCUGCUCGGUCAGCCAGGCGGACGAGCCGAUCGACGAGGAGAUCGUGCACACCAGCAGCAUCGUCGAGCGACGGGAGACCGCGAGCGAAGACAGAGUCAAACCCGCGGCUGUCCAGGAGAACGCGUCAGCGCCAGCGAGCGGCGCCACGACGCUCGAGGCGUCGAGCGACAGCACGACAACGACUCACCAGUUCGCCAGUCAUCGGGAGGCAGUAGCGGUGAACAAGGGUACCGCUGACACCUCUGGGGAACUAUCGACUAACAAAUCACAGCCGCAGACGCACGUAGAGACCACUACUAAUUCUAAUACACUUCGUUCGCAUACCUCCGUGCCUCGCGCGACUGCCCACCUGAGUCCCAAAGUACCUCAGCGAGAAAGCGCCGCCCCCGACGAUCUCGCGAAAGCGCGCGCCUUCGGCAAGGACGCGGCCGAGCUCAAAGCAGAGUCGGACCCGAGCCCCAGCGAGUCCGUAGUGUCGGCCAGCCUGAAGCUCUCGAUCGAGCAGGCGCGAUCAAAGUUCGUCGGCCCGGCGAAGCGACAGAAUCCGCCCAAGGAGCAGUUCCAGCCACCUUCGGACCUUGGCAUCGCGGAGACUUACCAGUUGUCCUUCCCCGCCGUGAGAGCGACGAUCGGGCCCAGCCCGGAGUCCCCGGCCUCCAAGCCCGCGCCCUCCCGCGCGGCGUCCAAGAUCCCUACCCCGCUGUCUCGGAAGGGCGCCAAGUCUUCGCCGACGAGCUCCGACUCCGCUUUGACCUCGUCGCCCGGCCCGUCCGCCGGCGGCCUCAAAGCCUCGCCGGCGAAGUCGCAUCCGGCGAGCAGCAAACCAGCCUCGACGACGAGUCAGGCUGCCUGCUCGCUGCCGAGCUACGUCGAGUCCCCGCAGACGGAAGCGCUCGCCACGUCGGCAUCGAGAAUCCCGUCAGCGAGCGCGCGAUGCCAUGAGGAACCGACGCUGCCGGUCGCCGCGACGGAACGACGUCGGACCGUGGUGGAGGUGUGCGAGAAGGUGGUGGUACCUCAGGGCAAGGCACCGACGACGCCGCCGGUGACGCCGUUCAUCACGGUGAACCGCGUCAACGAGAAGCAGACGAGCGAGGAACGGAUCGUUAUCGAGAAAGCGGACCAGGAGGAGGCAGCUGCGAUCCGCCCGGCGGCCCCGGCAGUCGAGCACGAGCAGCACGAGCAGCGCGAGAAAACGGAAACGCCGAUGAGCCUCGGCUUGCCCGCCGCCAGCACGAGGAAGUGCGUCGCCGACAUCGACGUGCACGAUGCGCCCGCAGUUGUCACAUCGACGGCCAGUCGGCUGCCGGAGAGACCGACGAGCUUGAGCCUGGCCAAACAGGAAGUCAACUUGGCCAACGCGCUGAGCAUCCCGAGCCCGGCCUCGCCGAUUUCCAAACAGAUCCUGCCGCUCACCUUGUCUAACGACGAGGAGAUCAUCGCUGGCCAACCCUUCCUGCUGAGUCCGCUGACGAGCGUGGAGCCGCCCAAGGAGAAACCACCGCCGCCACCGGUGGACGUCAGCGACGAUGAGAAUCCUCCCCCGGAGCCGCUCAAGAGAUUGAACUCUACUCGUAGGAUCAAGAAAGAGCUGCGCACGAGGCGCUCGGAUUUUCUCGGCAUCGAGGGGCAGGUCAACGAUGAUGAUCUCGAGCCUGUAUUGACGCUGACCAAACCACCGGACAUGGCGGCUAUCCUUGCCGAGGAGAGACGCAUUGAGCAACUUCAUCGUCGUUCCUUCGACACGGACAGUAACUAUGAGCAAGAUUCGAGUCAUGAGAGAGACUCCGGGGUCGAGUUGGGUCACGUCGAGGAUUGGACGAAGCAGCCCGUCAGUCCUGACAUGUCGCAGCACAGCAGACAGAGCAGCGAGCCCUUCGGCGCCAGCGUGACCUCCUCCGAGGAGGACGAGAUCACCAAAAAGGAGCGGGAGAUCAUCGAGGUCCUCGAGAAGGAGGAGCAAUGGCGCUACGGGGAUAAUCGCGAGUUCAACAGUGACUUGGGCGAAAAACUGGCCCACAAGCUGCGCGAGCUCGAGGAGGAGAAGAUGCAGCUGGAGAGGGAGCGCGCGCAGGAGGUGAUCCUACGCUGCAACGAGGACGCGUUUCGCAAGCAGCGGGACGACAACGCGCGCAAGCAGCAGGAAGAGGCCCCGCACGAGCAGCAGCAGCAGCAGCAGCAGCAACAGCACGAUGAGACGGCGAAACAGCGGGAGGCCCAAGCGGCGGCGCGUACGACCGAGGAGGAAGCCAAGUACGUCGGGGACCAGCGGAGAGACGAGCAGCUCGAGAUGCAGUCGGAGCAGCUGAGGAUGCAGAACGAGAUCGAGGAGAAGGAGCGGAAAGUCGCCGAUGCGUGUCGCAAGGAGGAGAUGCGCAUCCGGACGAUGGAGAGUCAGAUUCGCGAGCAAGAGAACAAGGCACUGGUCGGUGAUGGGUUGAGCGGCAACGAAGAUGAGUUCCCUUCCGGGGAGGUGCUACGGGUGGAGAGGGAGCUGCUGCAGCUGGAGCAGGAGGAGCUGAAGAGGCAACGCAGUAAUUUAGCUUACCGCGAGCAGAAGCAGCUCCGGUUGGCGGAGCAGCUGCAGGAACAGUGGAAGUCCUUGCAGGACGUUGCGCAGAGCUCCAUGAAGAGCACGCAACAGUACAAGUACCACGUGCCCACGGUGAAUUAUGGCUCGUCGAUGCCGAACCUACAGUUUCAGGACACGCCAAGAAGAAGACCACCACCGCCGCCAAUCCCGCUUACUAAACCACGUAUGCUAGAUCAAAGACAAAGAGACGUCACUAUCAGAAACAGCCGUAUACCAUCGGCGGACUCGAUUCCUCAGCAAGUAGACGCGUCGAUUCGGGAGAGCGCAUCGGCAACGACGCUCGCGAGUCACGCCGGCCAGCAAAUGUCCAGACAGACUUUACAGGCAUUGAGCGCAGCACCGCGGCCGCGAAUCGUCCAAGGCGAUCAGUGGGUGCAGCGGAGAAAAAGCGACGUGCCGAGGGGCGCUCACGACUUCAACUACCAGCACUGGCUCAUUCAGGAGGCGGAACACAGGAGGAUUAAUGAGAGAAAUCAACGGUCACCGGCGCGGAAAUCCCAGCCGCACGUAACUGGUACCUCCGUGCCGUACAACGCUCCGGCUCGGCCAGAUACCAAGCCGCUACCCGAUUCUAUCAUACAAACGCUGACACAAAGGGUGCAAAACAAGACGCAGGAGAAGCCGCCCUCGACGAGGAGAAGAUCGGAGCACAGCCAGGAGCAUCUCUCGGCCAUGCAGCAUCAAUCGUCGCAGUAUGCGUUACCGCCGCAAAAAACGCAACAUGCGCCAGUCGCAAGUAAUAACGGCGGAAACCAGGAGAAAAUGCUGAGCGUGAGUGGGAAGAAAAAAUGUUCGCACUGUGGAGAGGAAUUAGGUCGAGGUGCCGCGAUGAUAAUCGAAAGUCUACGGCUGUUCUACCAUAUGGAGUGCUUCAAGUGCUGCGUGUGCCACGUGCGUCUCGGCGAUGGAUUGAUGGGAACGGACGUGCGCGUCCGAAAUCAUAAACUUCAUUGCCAUAACUGCUACUCCAGUGACGACGGUACACACAUUUUAACUCUACCUUAGACCGUUAAAUAUGUCCAUACGAGAAAAAAAAAGAAAGAAAGAAAAGAAAACAUGCAAAAACGAGCGUGUAUCGAUUCCGAGAGCGUCCAAGUAGAAUGCACACCGCCCUCUGAAAUUGAAAACACCGAUAAGUGGCGAAUUCACGUCGCGGGCAAUUGCGGAUUGCACACGGCACUUGUCGGCACUUAAAAAAGAAAGUUCCAUUGCAAACGUAAUGGGCGAUCAUUAGCGUCUCUCAUUGUGAAAGCGCGAAUGUGCAAAAAGCGUCUCGGAAGGAUAUCCUCACUUCAUAAUUCACAUCGCUGUUAAAUUUUCAGGUGUCAAGUUCAGUUGUGUGUAGAGAAGCCUGGUGGUAAACGGAAUUGCGCUGAUUAAUUUGAUCGUAACUUUCGGCUAUAUCUUAGCGAACCGUUCAGUCCAAAAGUCUCUAAAAGUAUAUAAAACUCGACACACCUACACGCACACACACAACAUUCACUCACAUACACACAGGAGAGACUCUGUGUAAAAUGUAUCUGUCGACAGGUGAGACGGAGGAAGAGGAAUCAUGCGACAUCAUUGUGUCCGCUGAUUAGUUAUAUUAUCCCCCGCGUCUUUAUAUCGAGAUAACAAAUCAUACAUUGUACGCAGCCAACCUUACCAACUAACACGAAUCGCACGCGAGAGAUGUAAAUAAGAUGUAUUUAUGUAAUUAGUGUAGACGUAAGAGAGAAAGAGAGAGAGAGAGAAAGAGAGAGAACAUGCAGAGCCGUUGGAAGAAUUCAAUGCGGAUGGAUACCGGUGGCGUCGACUCAGCGACGCUGUAUAUUUUUGUAAUAUAGUUUCUCGUACUAUUUAUACAAGUAUAUCCCCGAUUUACACCGGUCAAGCGACGAGAUGCGACGCGUGGCUGGUUCUCUUUUCUCUAUUUGCCGCCAGCUUCAAAUUACCCUCUUUCGUCUUCUCAAGAAGCCUCGAGUCGUCGAAUCUUCAUGCGCCGGAAGCGAGUGAUCACGCGAAGUCAAAUGUCCGCCGAGACGAGUCGAAUUCGGAGCAAUUCUGUCUUUACGCAGCGGUCAACUGUUACGAAAUCAAAACGCGUCUCGUUGUACAGAUACUUCCGCCCGCGGUCGUCAUCCUCGACUCGAUGAAAUCGUUGUCGCGCGUUUCAACAUGGGCUAAGACAUGGUCUCCUCCCAACCGCUUCCCAAUCGUAACCCAUAAUCGCGUUGGGCACGCGUUACGUUGUGAAAUAUUGUAACAUAUUCAUCUCGUGUUAUUAACGUAUGUAAUUUUAUAUUAUUGAAGAGAAUAAAAGAUGAAGCAAAUAUAAAAACACA